AAAGGGGCGGGACGGCGCCUGCGCAGAGCGGCGCGCGGCGGCAAGAUGGCGCAGGACAAAGAGAAAAAGAAGAAAGAAAGCAUCUUGGACCUGUCUAAGUACAUUGAUAAGACCAUCCGAGUGAAGUUCCAGGGUGGCCGGGAAGCCAGUGGCAUCCUGAAAGGCUUUGACCCACUGCUCAACCUGGUGCUGGACGGGACCAUUGAGUACAUGCGAGACCCCGACGACCAGUACAAGCUGACGGAGGACACGCGGCAGCUGGGGCUUGUGGUGUGCCGAGGCACCUCCGUGGUGCUCAUCUGCCCGCAGGACGGCAUGGAGGCCAUCCCCAACCCCUUCGUGCAGCAGCAGGAUACUUAGCGGCCAGCCGGCGGAGGGGCUGGGACCAGGGGCCUCCCUCCCGCAGUGAACUUCCGUUUGGUGUUUUGGUCUUUUUGGUUUUGUUUUGUUCUGUUCUGUUUGUUUUUUUAAUAAAAUUGCCCGCUUGAGCAUCCAGCUCUCCUCCCCCACCCCUUCUGCUUUGUCAC
Molecule: messenger RNA, 527 nt
Organism: Acomys russatus (golden spiny mouse)
Lineage: Eukaryota; Metazoa; Chordata; Mammalia; Rodentia; Muridae
Gene: Lsm7
Product: LSM7 homolog, U6 small nuclear RNA and mRNA degradation associated
Exons: 4
Coding region: 46-360 (104 amino acids)
Biological process (GO): mRNA splicing, via spliceosome; nuclear-transcribed mRNA catabolic process
Cellular component (GO): catalytic step 2 spliceosome; U6 snRNP; Lsm1-7-Pat1 complex
Molecular function (GO): RNA binding
Source: RefSeq, a predicted model, not a curated record